AUGGCUUCCACCACUUUGCGCUGUUCCUCUGCUUUUCGUCGCUGUCUCUCCUCCUCUUGGACGGUCAACAGACAAUUGCUUCGCGGAUUUGCUUCAACGACGUCCUUGCGCGAUGCUAACGCGACGACGACGGCGAACCAGGGCAUUCCUUGGUUCGUAGACCCUGAGCCUGUGGCAAGACGGACACCACAAUCUAUACCUGCUUCACGGAGACAGAAUGCGCCCCCAAUACCUGAAGACACGCCCGAAGUCUUGAGGGAACUUCACGCUCAGCUCUUAAAGUCCCCUCAUCUGGAUAUAUCGCAGCUAGUGGUGACUCCAGCCGUUGCACCACCUCCCGGGCCCGAAUUGCCCGAGCGUCUCCCGCAGGGGAGAAGAGGACGGGGUGGAACUUACGCUGGAGAAUCAAUCUAUGAUGCAACGAGUGGGCUAUGGAGUUGGUACGUCUAUGCUCAGGUGAAAGAAGGAACUGAGGGACGGGGAGCUAUCGACUCUGUUGUUCGGGCUGUGCGCAAAGUGCUGCUCGAGCGAACUCCACCUGUGACAUUGCCUCCCAAGUCAAAACGCCAAAUGAAGACCGGCUGGGCCAUGGUUGAUGCUGGAAACUUUGCCGUCCAUAUUCUCAGCAAGGAAGCCCGAGAGAAGUACUUUAGUGAUAUCAUCCCCCGGUGA
Messenger RNA from Coprinopsis cinerea okayama7#130, 672 nucleotides. RefSeq lists its product as hypothetical. The record is from RefSeq and is a predicted model, not a curated record. Bases 1 to 672 code for a protein of 223 amino acids. NCBI's taxonomy places the organism in Eukaryota, Fungi, Basidiomycota, Agaricomycetes, Agaricales, Psathyrellaceae. The transcript has 3 exons.